CUGGCCAGGGUAUAAAUAGCACAGACCGCUGGGCUCUCCCCACUCUUCCCCUCUUCUCACCCUCUCUUCUCGUCUCUUCCUCUUGGCCUGAUCCUGACUGCCACCAUGGCGUACCCCCUGGAGAAGGCUCUGGAUGUGAUGGUGUCCACCUUCCACAAAUACUCUGGCAAGGAGGGUGACAAGUUCAAGCUCAACAAGUCAGAGCUAAAGGAGCUGCUGACCCGGGAGCUGCCCAGCUUCUUAGGGAAAAGGACGGAUGAUGCGGCCUUUCAGAGACUGAUGAGCAACUUGGACAGCAACAAGGACAAUGAAGUGGACUUCCAGGAGUACUGUGUCUUCCUGUCCUGUGUCGCCAUGAUGUGCAACGAGUUCUUUGAAGGCUUCCCGGAUAAGCAGCCCCGGAAGAAGUGAAUGCCCGUCAUGCGGGUGGGGGGCCUGCCAGCUGGGGUCUCACCUGUUGGCAGUGGCCACAGGGCCUCACCCUGGCUCCAGCAGGUGUGUGCACGAUGUGGAUAAGUUCAAUAAAGAUUCUUGGAAGCUUUGA
This is a messenger RNA of Panthera uncia (snow leopard), 544 nucleotides long. RefSeq names its product S100 calcium binding protein A4 (gene S100A4). NCBI's taxonomy places the organism in Eukaryota, Metazoa, Chordata, Mammalia, Carnivora, Felidae. Gene Ontology annotation, cellular component: nucleus; cytoplasm; perinuclear region of cytoplasm. Gene Ontology annotation, molecular function: transition metal ion binding; calcium ion binding; RAGE receptor binding. The record is from RefSeq and is a predicted model, not a curated record. The coding region runs from base 106 to 411 and encodes 101 amino acids. The transcript has 3 exons. Gene Ontology annotation, biological process: positive regulation of canonical NF-kappaB signal transduction.